Molecule: messenger RNA, 1398 nt
Organism: Pediculus humanus corporis (human body louse)
Lineage: Eukaryota; Metazoa; Arthropoda; Insecta; Psocodea; Pediculidae
Product: sialin, putative
Exons: 9
Coding region: 1-1398 (465 amino acids)
Biological process (GO): monoatomic anion transport; transmembrane transport
Molecular function (GO): transmembrane transporter activity
Source: RefSeq, a predicted model, not a curated record
AUGAUAUUUCUAAUACCUCAAAGGUACAUAUUAGCAAUAAUGGGUUUUUUAGCCAUAGCCAAUGCUUAUCAAUUAAGAGUUUGUUUAAAUAUUGCCAUAACUCAAAUGGUUGUACCAAAAAAUUCAACAGGAAAUCCACCAUUAAAUGAUAAUUUGUUUGAUUGGUCCGAAGAAACUCAAAGUAUUAUAUUGGGUGCUUUUUAUUACGGGUACGUAAUAACCCACAUGCCUGGAGGAAUAGUCGCCGAUCAUUUUGGUGGAAAAUAUACACUAGGAUUGGGGAUAUUAUGUACGGCCAUUUUUACUUUACUCGUACCUUUGGCAGCUAAAUCCGGCGUUGUUUGGUUAAUUGUUGCCAGAGUGAUUACUGGAUUUGGUGAAGGUACUACCUUUCCAGCAUUAAAUGUUCUUUUAGCAAGAUGGAUUCCUUUAGAAGAAAGGGGUUUCUUAGGAAGUUUGGUCUUCGCAGGAUCUCAAAUAGGUUCAAUUAUCGGGAUUCUUUUAUCUGGAUUUUUAUUAGAAAGUUACAAAGAUCAAUGGGAAAUUGUUUUUUAUGUUUUUGGAGGUAUCGGUAUAGGUUGGUUUGUUUUAUGGACCCUUUUAUGUUACUCCGAACCAGAAUGUCAUCCUUACAUAUCUGACGAAGAGAAAAAUUUUUUAAAACAACAUAUAAUAAAACCUCCAAAAAAAAGACCGUCUCCACCGUGGAAAAAAGUAUUCACUUCAGUGCCCCUUUGGGCCCUUAUUUUUGGUCAAAUAGGACACGAUUGGGGUUUUUAUACCAUGGUAACUGAUUUGCCGAAAUACAUGCAAAAUGUUUUAAAUUUUAAAAUAUCAGAAAAUGGUAUAGUAUCGUCCAUACCUUAUGCCGUCAUGUGGAUAGUAUCCAUGAGUUCGGGUUGGCUUGCAGAUUUUUUAAUCAAAAAAAAAUUAUUGAAUGUAACAAACACUAGAAAAUUAUUUACAACAAUUGCUCACGUUGGUCCAUCCAUAACUUUAAUUGCUGCUUCUUACGCUGGAGAAGAUAGAGUGGUUGUAGUCACGUUAUUUGCAAUGACUCUGGGUUUAAUGGGCACAUUUUAUCCUGGAAUGAAAAUUAAUGCAUUAGAUUUAAGUCCGAAUUUUGCAGGAACACUCAUGGCAGUCAUAAAUGGAAUAGGAGGAAUCACUGGAAUUAUUUCUCCACUAAUAGUAGCAGUUUUGGCACCCAAUCAAACCGACGCAUCCGAAUGGAGAUUAGUUUUUUGGAUAACUCUAGGAAUAAAUGCUAUAACUGGAUUAGUUUUCAUAUUUUUCGGUUCUGGAGAAUUACAACCUUGGAACGAUCAUGGAUUUUCAAAGGAAGAGAUAGACGAAGAGAAAAAAGAUGAGAAAAAAUUAGAAGAAAACAAUUCUUGA